UUAGGGUAAAAGUGGAACAUAAAUGAAAUGGAUAGGUUUUGAAAAUACGAUUAUUAUUCAAAAACUUUUUUUCUCUCUGCUUCGACAUAGAGAAAUCCCUAAAUUUUCUUUCUUCUUCUUCGCAUCUGGGGGAUCUGAAUCGAUAGUGAAGAUCAUGAAGUAAAACGAGUUUGUUUCAGAAAAUGAAAACGUUAUAAUCGAUUCAAUUUUGUUUCAAGUUUCUACUUCAAGUUUUUAGCGAUCCUUGGGCAUAUUGUGUUAUUGAGUUUGUCUCUCCAAUUUAGCAUCGAUUUGUUGAGCGAUCUGCUACUGUAUUUUAUCAUCUUCUUUACAACAUAUUAUCAUUGCUUAUACUGAUGUAUCUGGGAAGAAACUGACAGAAUUUGAUUCUGAAACUGACGGCGAGGAAGGCUUUGAUCUUUUGAUUUUAGUGUUGGGUUAUUAGUUUGAGUUUCUGAUUGAAUAUCAACAAAUUUCAGCCUGGUUAGGUUGUAAAGUCCAGAACUAGUCAAAGUUUACCAUUUCAAUCUCUACUUGAAAAAGGGAGACUACUAACCAACAAGUGAAACAAUGGCUCGAAAGUCUAGGAUUUUAAGUGGACUAAGGAUAGUAACGGGCGAUUCUUCAUCAGAAAAUCAGACUAUUAAUGCACCAUCUCAGCCUCAAAUUCAACCUCGACAAGCUGUUGAGAGUAGCAAUCAGACUACUACUGCAUCAUCUCAGCCUCAAAUUCAACCUCGACAAGCUGGUGAGAGUCGCAAUAAGACUACUAGUGCAUCAUCUCUGCCUCAAAUGCCACUUGAUCAAGCUGCAAUAUCGUCUACGCCUCAAGCUAAUCAAGAUGCCCCACCAAUAAUUGAGCAUGAAUCCACUGAAAUUAUUGAUAAUGUUGGAAGACGAUAUAGAAAGAGAGGAAGGACUACAAUGGCAUCUGUGUGGAAUUUAUCUGGUGGUGAAAAGAUAUUUGUGCAGGUUAAUAAAUUUGGAGUGCCUUGUACACAAGAAGCAGCCGUACUUGGAUCUUUUCUUGGAACUAUUGCAACAAAUGGGACUCUCGCACCUGUGAAUUUUUCAAGAUGGGAUGAUAAGCUUAUGAAACCAUUUUAUCGCAAAAUGUUAGUUAUUGUUGAGGAAAAGUUUGAAUUUCCACCUGAGACCCGUAAAUGGGUACUUCAGUCCAUCAACAAGAAGUGGAGGGAUCACAAGUCUGAUCUAAAGUCUAGAAACUUUCUGUCCGAUAAAACUAUGGAGCAGAUUGAAUCAUCUAUUCCAGAAGAAAUUGUGCCUAGUCAAUGGCCUACACUAGUCCAAUCAUGGUUUACUGAGACUAGUCAGAGAGUGAGUGCAAAAAACACUAUGAAUGCGCUUCAAAAUAAACAUAGUCAUACUUCAGGCAGAAUGAGUUAUGCAAGACGUAGAAAAGCAAUGGAAAAAGAAGGGAAAUCUCCUGAUAGACUCAUUUUUUUUGAUGUCACUCAUAAGAAGAAAGAUGGAACUUAUGUGGAUGACAGCAUUAAAAAUCUAAUGGAUAAAGCAUCUGCUCUUCAAGCUGAACGUAGUCAAAAUUCUAAUAAUAGCACAGCGGAAGUUAACGAGCAAAUAUUUAGAGAAGUAAUGGGUAAAGAGCACAAUGGUCGUGUGAGAGGUUUAGGGUUGGGGCCAACGCCUAGAAGUUAUUUUGGAGCAACUUCUUAUAAUGUGGCUGAAAAAUGGAAUGGUUCUACAAGUUUAAGUCAGUCAAAUGAAGUAGCAAUUCUCAAAGAAUCACUUCAAGAGAUGACAUCCAAGUAUGAGGAAGUGAAUAAAAAAUAUGAAGUUUUAUCAACUAAUCAUGAAGGUGUGUCUCAAACAUUACUUGCUUGUGUCGAGGACCAUAACAUGUAGUUGAGGGUGGGAAUUAAGUUUGGUCCAUUAUGGUUUUAUCAUUGCCUGUAUUCAUUCCAAGAAUCAUAUAUAGUGAAGUUUGAUGUGUGAUGAUGAAGGAAAGUAAUAAGUUCAAUCUUAGGUGAGGUUGAUAUAUAAAUUGAUA
Messenger RNA from Mercurialis annua (annual mercury), 2029 nucleotides. RefSeq lists its product as uncharacterized. Bases 571 to 1884 code for a protein of 437 amino acids. The transcript has 9 exons. The record is from RefSeq and is a predicted model, not a curated record. Lineage: Eukaryota; Viridiplantae; Streptophyta; Magnoliopsida; Malpighiales; Euphorbiaceae.